Messenger RNA from Quercus lobata, 414 nucleotides. RefSeq lists its product as uncharacterized. The record is from RefSeq and is a predicted model, not a curated record. The coding region runs from base 27 to 380 and encodes 117 amino acids. The transcript is spliced from 4 exons. Lineage: Eukaryota; Viridiplantae; Streptophyta; Magnoliopsida; Fagales; Fagaceae.
UGCAAAAAGCUUGCAAGGGCACGACCAUGGGAGCCAACGAUUUCAAUCUCCGACCCAACCUCCAUAUCAGAGCAUUCUCUCUUGAACGGCAAAACUUGAAGCAACAGCACAAGGUCAAAACGGCAGAACCUCUCCUUUUGACAAAACCAAACCCAGCACCUCUCCUUUCGAAAUUACUCACCAAACGCAGAACAUCUUCACUCUCUCAAACACAGAUCCAAGCUAUUUUGCAAAAAGCUUGCAAGGGCACGACCAUGGGAGCCAACGAUUUCAAUCUCCGACCCAACCUCCAUAUCAGAGCAUUCUCUCUUGGUUUUGUUGGAGAUAGUAUUGAAGAGCCUCCCAACCUUCAAAAUCUAACAACAAUCCUACAGAUUUAAAACAGCAGAUUUCAAUGAAUACCAAACAGCAACA